AUGAAUGGAGGAACCAAGCGCAAGGCCGAAGACCAACUACCUCGUUCUACCCGUCCCGGCGGCCCGGUUUCUACACGGCCUGCAAACCAGCCUGUAGCUACAUCUGGGGUAUCCAAGACUGCUCCCAAGCCGACCCCUGCUCCCAAUCGCAAAGUAACCGAGGCCAAACCCGUCUCCAAAAACGGCACCGCCGGAGUCAAGAAAGCAGCUCCUGCCAAGUCUGCCUCGACCAAACCUGAUUCAGCUGCUCCUCCGUCCAAGGCCCCACCAAAAGGUUCCUAUGCCGACCUCAUGGCGCAAGCCAAAGCUCGACAGGAACAAGCCCCCACCUUAGUGGGUGUGAUCCGAAAUCAGGUCGCCCCUCGUGAGAAACAACCCCUCAGACAUCGCCUCCAAGAAGCCAAGGCUCGAGCGAAAAUGGAGAAAAAGGGAAAGAGAUUUGAGCCAUCCGGCCCUGAGCGCAAAUACGGGCACAAACGAUCUCCGGAACACCCCCACAAGCGAUCGCCCGAAGUUCCUUCUUACAAAGGUACUGCGAAGCCAACUCAGACCCCCGAGCCACCUGCCUACCGUGGAACUGCAGGCCUCCCCGGAAAGAAUGGCUCAAACGACCGUCGCCAGCACGGCAAGCGUCGCAUGGAUGAGUACUUGGGGACCGACGAAGAAGACGAAGGCCACUACGGUGGCUACGAUGAUUACUCUGAUGCCUCUUCUGACAUGGAGGCUGGCUUUGACGAUGUUGAGGAGGAGGAAGAUACCGCAUUGAAGAAUGCUCGCAAGGAGGAUGAGGAGGAACUGCGCAGGGAGAUGGCAGCUAAGAAGGAGAAGAUGGAGCGUCAGAAGCGCCUGGCCGCCCUUGCAUCUCGUAAGCGCUGA
This is a messenger RNA of Penicillium odoratum, 876 nucleotides long. RefSeq lists its product as uncharacterized. The coding region runs from base 1 to 876 and encodes 291 amino acids. Gene Ontology annotation, molecular function: DNA binding; histone binding. The record is from RefSeq and is a predicted model, not a curated record. Gene Ontology annotation, biological process: nucleosome assembly; regulation of DNA-templated transcription. The transcript has a single exon. NCBI's taxonomy places the organism in Eukaryota, Fungi, Ascomycota, Eurotiomycetes, Eurotiales, Aspergillaceae. Gene Ontology annotation, cellular component: nucleolus.